AUGAAUGGUGAGCAAUGGACACAGGGAACUGGAGCCAGGUAACAGAGUUCAUCAUCUUGGGCUUCCCCCAUCUCCAGGGUGUCCAGAUUUAUCUCUUUCUCUUGUUGCUUCUCAUUUACCUCACGGCUGUCGUGGGAAACCUGCUGAUAUUCCUGGUGGUCUGCCUGGACUCCCGGCUUCACAUACCCAUGUACCACUUUGUCAGCAACCUCUCCUUCUCAGAGCUUGGCUAUACAGCUGCUACCAUCCCUAAGAUGCUGGCAAAUUUGCUCAGUGAGAAGAAGACCAUUUCAUUCUCUGGAUGUCUCCUGCAGGUCUAUUUCUUUCACUCCCUUGGAGCAAUUGAGUGCUAUCUCCUGACCGCUAUGGCCUACGAUAGGUACUUAGCCAUCUGCCGGCCCUUCCACUACCCCACCCUCAUGACCCUAACACUCUGUGCAGAGAUUGCCAUUGGCUGUUGGCUGGGAGGCUUGGCUGGGCCAGUAGUUGAAAUUGCCUUGAUUUCACGCCUCCCAUUCUGUGGCCCCAAUCACAUUCAGCAUAUCUUUUGUGACAUCCCCCCCGUGCUGAGCUUGGCUUGCACCGAUACGUCUAUAAAUGUCCUAGUAGAUUUUGUUAUAAAUUCCUGCAAGAUCCUAGCCACCUUCCUGCUGAUCCUCUGCUCCUACGUGCAGAUCAUCUGCACAGUGCUCAGAAUUCCCUCAGCUGCUGGCAAGAGGAAGGCCUUCUCCACGUGUGCCUCCCACCUCACUGUGGUUCUCAUCUUCUAUGGGAGCAUUCUCUUCAUGUAUGUGCGGCUGAAGAAGAGCUACUCACUGGACUAUGACCGCGCCCUGGCAGUGGUCUACUCAGUGCUCACACCCUUCCUCAACCCCUUCAUCUACAGCUUGCGCAACAAGGAGAUCAAGGAGGCUGUGAGGAGGCAGCUAAAGAGAAUUGGGACACUGGCAUGAGUGGGGGCUGGGAGUAGGCCAAUGCUGGGGGCUGAGGAUACAGUGACCCCAGGGAUCAACAGU
This is a messenger RNA of Sapajus apella (tufted capuchin), 1016 nucleotides long. Its product is annotated as olfactory receptor 6N1. Gene Ontology annotation, biological process: G protein-coupled receptor signaling pathway. The record is from RefSeq and is a predicted model, not a curated record. The coding region runs from base 15 to 953 and encodes 312 amino acids. Gene Ontology annotation, molecular function: G protein-coupled receptor activity; olfactory receptor activity. Lineage: Eukaryota; Metazoa; Chordata; Mammalia; Primates; Cebidae. The transcript has a single exon. Gene Ontology annotation, cellular component: membrane.